Messenger RNA from Stereum hirsutum FP-91666 SS1, 645 nucleotides. RefSeq lists its product as uncharacterized. The record is from RefSeq and is a predicted model, not a curated record. Lineage: Eukaryota; Fungi; Basidiomycota; Agaricomycetes; Russulales; Stereaceae. Bases 1 to 645 code for a protein of 214 amino acids. The transcript has 4 exons.
AUGACUGGAAGUCGCGAUGGAAGCUAUGUAGGGCGCGUAGCAGCACAGACCAGGCAACCGAAAGACUUGUGGCGAGCCGUGAGCGCGACGGCGCUCCGGCCUACUCCGGCCGCCCGGAAGAAACAGGGAAGACACGGAGAGCUGGAGUUGCGAAUGCGGUCGAGGGAGGGAACAGAAGAGAAGGGUUACGAGAAGACGUGGGAGGUAUGGGUGACUGUGGCGUUGGGGGGGGUUUUAAACCACUUGCUUGAGGCGUUUGGGGACAUGGUCCGAGCUUUCCAUGUGCAGCUUGCGGGAGCGGUAGCGCUCAGGAUUUUGUGUUUGUGCGACUUCGAUUUCGUUCCUGCUGGGACAUAUGCGUCCAUGUUGGCCGGCUCGGGUAGUAGAGAACGGUUAAAUAUCGCAGACUCAGAACGAUAUCAGAAACAGAGACGGAGGCACGAUCCGAGCUCCGAAGGGACGCAAAGGGCGCAAACGCCGCGGGAACGCGUCCCGUACGGUCGCGGCAUCCACAGUCUAGAAAAAGCAAGUCGAUGCACGUCCGUGCUGGCUGGUCCAGACGAUGACGAAGGCGGCACAAGGUGGGGUGUAAAAUGUCAGCUGCAGUAUCAUGCGAUGGAGUAUUCGUGGGCCUCGGACGAGUAG